AUGUGCAAACGUUUUGAGGAGGGUUUGAAUGAAGAAAUUAAGCUGUUGAUCAGAAUUCUUGAGAUACGAGAAUUCGCCGCUUUAGCCGGUCGAGCUAAAAAGGCCGAGGGGCUUAACAAUGAAAGGAAGCAAGCCAAGAGAGAGGCUCGAGUAACAAGUAAGAGGACUAGUAGCAAAGUGCAUUCUUUUCCUACAAAGAAAUCAAUGAGUCGCCAAGACCGCUCCACUUCAUCAGUGGGAUACUCGGGCAGUGCAAGGAGUUCCAAGCGCCAUAACCCAAAGUCUUCUUCUCCUUUGGCCACAAGUGUGGGAAGUAUUGAUGAUCAAAGACUGAAGUGCAUGAGUUGCAACAAAUUCCACUUCGGGGAAUGUCGAAUGAAGAGUGGGGCAUGUUAUAGAUGUGGUUCUCUCAACCACUUCUUUAGAGAUUGCCCGAAAAGAUCGAAUAGAGAAGUUGAGCCAGCUCUGAGAUCAAUUGCUCCUAAUUCUCGGGGUAAACCUCUUAGACCUCACGGAAGUGCUAGUGAUAGUCGAACAGUUGCCAGAAACUCCACUGCAAAAUUAGAGGCCCGAGCUCCAGCAAUAACCUAUGCGAUCUGUACUCGAGGGUAG
Molecule: messenger RNA, 612 nt
Organism: Gossypium arboreum
Lineage: Eukaryota; Viridiplantae; Streptophyta; Magnoliopsida; Malvales; Malvaceae
Exons: 1
Coding region: 1-612 (203 amino acids)
Molecular function (GO): zinc ion binding; nucleic acid binding
Source: RefSeq, a predicted model, not a curated record